Molecule: messenger RNA, 1381 nt
Organism: Oryza sativa Japonica Group (Japanese rice)
Lineage: Eukaryota; Viridiplantae; Streptophyta; Magnoliopsida; Poales; Poaceae
Source: RefSeq, a predicted model, not a curated record
CGGCGGAGCCAGUUCUAUAUAAAGGCGAGGCCGCCCCAGCUGGCACCACCCAUUCCUCGCGUCGCAUCGCACUUGUAGCUCUCGACCCCCGCAUCUCAUCCCUCCUCUCGCUUAGUUCAGAUCGAAAUCGCAAAUGGCGAAGAUUAAGAUCGGGAUCAAUGGGUUCGGGAGGAUCGGGAGGCUCGUGGCCAGGGUGGCCCUGCAGAGCGACGACGUCGAGCUCGUCGCCGUCAACGACCCCUUCAUCACCACCGACUACAUGACAUACAUGUUCAAGUAUGACACUGUGCACGGCCAGUGGAAGCAUCAUGAGGUUAAGGUGAAGGACUCCAAGACCCUUCUCUUCGGUGAGAAGGAGGUCACCGUGUUCGGCUGCAGGAACCCUGAGGAGAUCCCAUGGGGUGAGACUGGCGCUGAGUUUGUUGUGGAGUCCACUGGUGUUUUCACUGACAAGGACAAGGCCGCUGCUCACCUGAAGGGUGGUGCUAAGAAGGUCGUCAUCUCUGCUCCCAGCAAGGAUGCCCCCAUGUUUGUUGUUGGUGUCAAUGAGAAGGAGUACAAGCCUGACAUCGACAUUGUGUCCAAUGCUAGCUGCACCACCAACUGCCUUGCUCCACUUGCCAAGGUUAUCAAUGACAGGUUUGGUAUUGUUGAGGGUUUGAUGACCACUGUCCAUGCAAUCACUGCAACUCAGAAGACCGUUGAUGGACCCUCGAGCAAGGACUGGAGGGGUGGAAGGGCUGCCAGUUUCAACAUCAUCCCUAGCAGCACUGGAGCUGCAAAGGCUGUCGGCAAGGUGCUUCCUGCUCUCAAUGGAAAGUUGACUGGUAUGGCUUUCCGUGUUCCAACCGUGGAUGUCUCUGUCGUUGAUUUGACUGUCAGGCUUGAGAAGCCAGCAUCCUAUGAUCAGAUUAAGGCAGCUAUCAAGGAGGAGUCUGAGGGGAAACUCAAGGGUAUUCUGGGUUACGUUGAGGAGGACCUUGUUUCCACAGACUUCCAGGGUGACAACAGGUCAAGCAUCUUUGAUGCAAAGGCCGGUAUUGCUCUCAAUGACAACUUUGUUAAGCUUGUGUCUUGGUAUGACAACGAAUGGGGAUACAGCUCUCGCGUUGUUGACCUGAUCCGUCACAUGUACAACACCCAGUAGAAGAUGGUCACUCUUUCGGAAGAAAUGGAGUAGAGUGCUACUGAAAAUAAGUCGGACCUUUUGCGAGCUACUCCAGUAGAGCUUCAUUAGCUGUAUGCUGCCUUUUGUUUUUGCUGGCUUUUCGCAUGAUGUUUUAUUAAAACUCGAUGUAAUGUUAAUUUGUGUACUUCAUCUCCGGCACUUUAUAAAUCGUGGUUUUUGAAUUUGAAAGUUCAAGUGGCAUUAGACGAAUAA